GCAGUCAUUGCUGUCCGAUGUGCAGCGCAAAAGCGGACAUUCAACUCUGUUGCAGACCCUGAGUACCUGACAGAGAUGCAGCUGGUCUCUGGGAAUCCAGACAUCCGCUUGCCAUCACCUCAUACUGUCCAGCGAGAUGUUGAGCGACUCUACGAGGGCAUGGCAGCUCAAUUGACAUCUUAUUUCCAGGUU
Messenger RNA from Fomitopsis serialis, 192 nucleotides. RefSeq lists its product as uncharacterized. The transcript has a single exon. The record is from RefSeq and is a predicted model, not a curated record. The annotation marks the transcript as partial. Lineage: Eukaryota; Fungi; Basidiomycota; Agaricomycetes; Polyporales; Fomitopsidaceae.